This is a messenger RNA of Tarenaya hassleriana, 2712 nucleotides long. RefSeq names its product nucleobase-ascorbate transporter 11. Gene Ontology annotation, cellular component: plasma membrane. NCBI's taxonomy places the organism in Eukaryota, Viridiplantae, Streptophyta, Magnoliopsida, Brassicales, Cleomaceae. Gene Ontology annotation, biological process: transmembrane transport. The transcript has 10 exons. Bases 227 to 2485 code for a protein of 752 amino acids. The record is from RefSeq and is a predicted model, not a curated record. Gene Ontology annotation, molecular function: transmembrane transporter activity.
UGAGUGAGAAAGGGAGGUGUAACGUUAAGUUUUUAUCAGGAAAAGGAACAGAGCGAGAAAACAGAGGAAAAGACUGAGAAAGAUGGAAGCUUGAGGUUUAAUGCUUCAGCUCACUUGCUGCCAUUCACACCAUUUCUCCAGCUGCUUGUCUCUUUAAGACAUUAAUCGUAGUAGGGUUUUUCUCAUCUGUUUCAUUUGAAUUAGUAGCUUUUGACUGUUGGCGACAAUGGAAGCCGGGUCGGGUUCGGAUCCGUCGGCCAAUCCGGGGAAGAAGAGGGAAAAGGGAAGCGGUAAUGGCGAGAGAAAGUUCGGUUCUUUCUUGCAGAGGGUGGAUCCCUUUUUCCCGAGAAGAGAUUUGAACCCGAGAGACCUGAGAUCUUGGGCCAAAAAAACCGGUUUCGUCUCCGAUCACUCAGGCGAAACCAGCGCGAGUACUCGCGCCAAGUACGACGGCGGCACGGAGUUCGAGUUGCAGAGGGGUCAAGACCGAAGAGGUGCCGGGUCGUCCCCGAAAAUCGAGAUCGACCCGAUUCUCGGCCGAGCAAGACAACAUAGAGGAUCCGACAUCGAACAGGAAGCUGGGUCUGUAUCCGGGUCAAGAGUCGAAGCCAAUGCUAGAACUGGGAAGAAUGAGAACGAAGGGAGAAGUUGGGCAAGGGACGAACCUGUUCCCUUACUGCCUAAAGAGGAAGAAAGGAGGGUGAACGGGAAUGCGGACGGAAACACAGGCGCCGCGCCGCCGGAGACGGUGGCGGCGGAGCAGAAGGGCGGAGAUGGCAGGAAAACUGAGAGGGAUUUGGAAAACGGGAUUUAUUACCCAGGUGGUGGGGAAGCUGUUGAUGGAGAGUGGCCUAGACCAAUUGUAAUGAAGUAUGGUCUCAGGGAUAAUCCGGGUUUCGUUCCACUUAUGUAUUACGGCCUGCAACACUAUCUGUCGCUUGCUGGAUCGCUCUUGUUCAUUCCUUUGGUCAUCGUGCCAGCCAUGGGCGGCUCAGACAAAGAUACUGCCGCAGUGAUUUCAACGAUGCUCCUACUUACUGGAGUCACGACUUUACUUCACUCCUACUUUGGUACCCGGCUUCCUCUGGUUCAAGGAAGUUCAUUCGUUUACUUGGCCCCGGCUUUGGUUAUCAUCAAUUCUGAAGAGUACAGGAACCUCACCGAACAUAAAUUCCGGCACAUAAUGAGAGAACUGCAAGGGGCUAUAAUCGUCGGUUCAUUAUUCCAGAGCUUACUAGGGUUAAGUGGUUUAAUGUCCCUCCUCCUCAGAUUGAUUAAUCCAGUAGUAGUUGCGCCGACUGUAGCUGCAGUAGGAUUAGCAUUUUUCAGCUUCGGUUUUCCCCAGGCGGGCACUUGUGUCGAAAUCAGCAUCCCCUUGAUAUUUUUGGUUCUUAUCUUCACACUGUAUCUUCGUGGAAUCUCACUCUUUGGUCAUCGUAUAUUCCGGAUUUAUGCGGUCCCGUUGAGUGCAUUGAUCGUAUGGACAUAUGCCUUCUUUCUGACAGUUGGUGGGGCAUACAAUUACAGAGGUUGCAGUGCCGAGAUUCCAAGUUCUAACAUAUUGAUCGAUGAGUGUAGGAAACAUGCAUACACUAUGCAGCAUUGCAGAACCGAUGUUUCGAAUGCAUGGGUAAACUCUUAUUGGGUCAGGAUCCCGUAUCCUUUUCAGUGGGGAUUCCCGAUCUUUCACAUGAGGACGUCAAUCAUCAUGAUCUUCGUGUCACUCAUUGCAUCAGUGGAUUCGGUCGGGACUUAUCACUCUACGUCUAAGCUAGUCAACGUAAAACCCCCAACACGGGAAAUUGUCAGCAGAGGAAUUGCAUUAGAAGGUUUCUGCAGUUUGCUGGCUGGAAUGUGGGGUUCGGGCACUGGUUCAACAACUUUAACCGAAAAUGUUCAUACAAUCAACAUUACGAAGGUGGCUAGCCGAAGAGCUCUGGAGAUUGGAGCUCUUUUCUUAAUAGCUUCCUCGUUUUUAGGAAAGAUAGGAGCAAUCCUUGCUUCCAUACCGCAAGCAUUGGCUGCUUCAGUCUUGUGCUUUAUAUGGGCUCUUACUGUAUCUCUCGGUCUAUCAACUCUACGAUAUACAGAGAAAUCUAGCUUUCGGAACAUAACCAUAGUGGGUGUCUCGUUGUUCCUCGGACUGUCAAUCCCUUCAUAUUUCCAGCAGUACCACCCGGAAUCCGUUCUCAUACUACCGAGCUAUUAUCUUCCCUUUGGCGCUGCUUCAAAUGGGCCGUUCCAUAUGGGCAUCAAACAACUUGAUUUUGCCAUGAAUGCGUUGCUAUCUAUGAACAUGGUGGUCACCUUUCUGGUAGCGUUCGUGCUGGACGUGACGGUGCCGGGAAGCAAGGAGGAAAGAGGGGCGUAUGUAUGGUCAAGAGCCGAGGAGAUGGCCACAGACCCCGAAAUGCAAGCUGACUACUCCUUGCCAGGAAGAGUCGCUGGUUGUUUUGGAUGCAGAUGCAGAUGUUUUGGUUCGUAGCCCAUGUUUUCUGCUUGGGAGAUUCAUUUUUUACUCAAAGAGUCCUGGUCUUGUUUUCUGCGUUUCAGUCUCAGCAGCUGUAUACAAAGACCUAGCAUCAUCUAUUAUACCAUUCUUUGAUAUGUAAGAAAGGAAAAAAAAUUAUAAAAAAGGGUUAUGAAAAUAGGGCAUUAUCAAAAAUACUCUUACUAUAAAUACUCUUAUUUUGCUAUUUUGAUUUCAACACA